This is a messenger RNA of Ceratitis capitata (Mediterranean fruit fly), 3259 nucleotides long. Its product is annotated as protein rhomboid. The transcript has 4 exons. Gene Ontology annotation, molecular function: serine-type endopeptidase activity. The record is from RefSeq and is a predicted model, not a curated record. Gene Ontology annotation, cellular component: membrane. The coding region runs from base 482 to 1870 and encodes 462 amino acids. Lineage: Eukaryota; Metazoa; Arthropoda; Insecta; Diptera; Tephritidae.
AUAUACAUACAUACAUAUAUGUAUGUAUAUAAAAGCGCGUGUGAAUGAAAAAUUGCUAGCGAAACAAUAACAACAAAAGCCGAGGCAAUACAGAUUUCGGAUUAAAUCAAUAACAUAAGGCAUUAAUUGAGUUGCAAUAAAAAAAUAAACGCAACAAAAACAACAACAAGUGUAUGCUGCAAGCAACUUACGGAUUAACGUCUGGUAGAUAAACACAAAAAAUCGCGCGCGAGUAAGAGAUAACAAGUAGAACAACUGUAAAAAAAUAUAAAAAACAACAACAAAACACGUCUGUUCAACACUGGUUGGCGCCAACAACACGUGAAAAUUUGUGAAAAGCACAAACACACACAAGCGCGAAUAUUUACAGUUUUUCGCUUUCAACGCUACCAAAUAGUGACGAAAGAACGAAGGAAAAGAGAAGAAGAAGAAUUUAAAUUCAAACAAAAAAGACUAUAACCAAACAAACAAAAGCAAAAACAUGGAGCAAUUUGCGGCACAAAUAUGGCAACAGCAGCAGCAGCAGCAACAGAAGGAGCAGCAAAACCAGCAACAAGAACAACAGCGCACCAGCGAACAACUCGCCGCAGUUGAACUAAAUGAACUCCAACAACAGCAGCAACAGCAGCAGCAAGAACAACGCAAAACAAGCACAGUGGUUGCUGUCAACAACAACAAGAACAAAUUGCCCGCCAUUGAAGCAACCAUCAUUGACAUUCCACUGCCGUCAGCGCCGCCAUCAUUAUCCUGCACGACAACCACAGCCUCCGCAGCCAUCGCAUUGGAGGUAAAAUCUUCGUCGUCAUCUCCCCCUGCCGUCGCCUGCUCUUCGUCGACCUCCUCCUCCUCGUCCUCCUCCUCCUCCUACGAUACAGAUAGCAGUACAACGAGCAGCACAUGCUGUACGCGGCAUGGUGAACAUAUUUACAUGGAGAAGGCACAACAUACCAAAAUGCAGCAGCAGCAACAGAUGCAACAACAACAACAGCAGCAGCAUCAGCAUCAAUAUGCCUGUAAUGAGGAUCCGGAAGCGUGUGAUCUGAAAUCCGACCACAGACUACAUUGGCCGUUGUUUAUGCUGCUGAUCUCGAUCGUUGAGGUCGCAAUUUUCGCCUACGACUCCGCCACAGUACCAGCUACGGCGACCACACGUCAGCUGAUCGCCAACAUGCCCAUACCAUCGGAUUCGGUAUUCAUCUAUCGCCCAGAUCGUCGUUUGCAAGUGUGGCGUUUCCUCUCGUACAUGUUCCUGCAUGCCAAUUGGUUUCAUUUGGGUUUCAAUGUGGUCAUUCAACUCUUCUACGGCAUCCCCUUAGAGAUGAUGCACGGCUCGGCACGCAUAGCGAUUGUUUAUUGUGCUGGCGUCUUUGCCGGUGCGCUCGGCACCAGCGUCGUAGACUCUGAGGUGUAUUUGGUCGGCGCUAGUGGUGGCGUAUACGCAAUAUUGGCUGCACACUUGGCCAAUCUGACGCUGAACUAUCGGCAAAUGCGUUUUGCAUCGGUGCAGCUGUUGGCGGUGUUGAUAUUUGUUAAUUGCGAUCUUGGCUACGCAUUAUACACACAAUAUCUGGACUCGCAGGUUGAGAAACCCCCACCAGCCGUUUGGCCCAACUACGAUCCCCCACCAGUUUCAUAUGUGGCUCAUAUGACCGGUGCGUUGGCGGGCUUCACCAUCGGUCUGCUGGUGUUGAAGAAUUUCGAACAUCGACCCUUUGAGAAUCUCAUUUGGUGGCUAGCGCUGGGUGUUUACAGCGCUUUCACUGUCUUCGCCAUUGUCUUCAAUCUCAUUAAUACGAUGACCGGACAGUUGGUGGAGGAGCGCAGUGAAGUUGUGGCACAACAAUUGUUGUACGAUUUGGGUGUGUCGUAAAAAGUGUGUUUGCGUAGAAGGGUUAUGUGUGAAAAUUGAGGUAUGAAAUGCAAAAAAAAAAUGCAAAAAAAAAAAACAACAAAAAGUGCAUGAAGAUUAAAAAAUUCAUGUGAGAAAAAUUAAAAUAGCAUGAGAUAUUUAAGUAAAAAAAUAACUCCAGAAUCACUUUGAGUGCAAAAUACGCAUUUUUCUGCAUAACUCGGAUUCAGUGCCGCAUUUUCGAUGCAAAAAGGCCGCCACGGAAGAAAACAAAGUUUAAUAACAAAAAUUGCUUCUGUUAAACAUUUCUAUUUAUUUAUUAACUACAUUUUAUUACACAUAUAUUUUUUUACCGUUGCUGUUCUUUUUGAAUUUUAAUUACUUUUUUUAAUUUUUUUUUGCAUCGAACGCAAAUAAAACCCCAAAUCGUAUAAACAAAUGUUGUGAUAAUACCAAAGACUGAAUUAAUUUUGAAAAUAAAAGAGAUAAAAAAUAAAUAAAUGCAUACACACACACACACACAAAGAGAAAUACAUUCAAGCACGCUUGAAUGAAAUUUAGCGGUUAAAUUAGGAAGUGUGAAAUAAAAGAAAAACAAAACAAAACAAAAUAAAAAACAUUUAUUUAUUUAUUUAUUUAAUUUUAAUUGUAUAUUAUGUAAUUUACAUUGUAGACAUCAAUGCACAAUCGGGUCACACAACCAAAUAUAUUAAAUAGUAUGUAUGUAUUGUAAUUAGGCAAGCAGUUGCUGCAGCAUUCGUAUGGCUGCAUGUACAUGUAUAUGUAUAUAUAUAUAUAUAUAUAUAUAUAGAUUUCAAAAAGUAUCCUCGUUAUCCCCCGCAAUUACAUGCAUGCAAUAUAUGUUUGUAUGUAUGUAUGUACAUACUAUAUAGAAGUCAGCAAAAAAAUAAUGAAUUUUGCAGCUCAGCGUUAAAUAAUCGCGCUGAAAAUCGCAUUUUCACUAAAACCAGCGCACUAGUCAACCAAAAAAUAAUAGUUACAAUAAAAAUAAUAAUAAAAUAAAAAAUGAUGUUAGCGAAUGCAGGUAAAAGGCAGCACGAAGCCGGAAGUGUGGGCAUUGUUUAUUGAAAAAUUGUAACCAAUUCAAAUUCAAAACGUUCCAAUUGAAGAAAAAAAAUUAAUUUUUCAAAGAAAAAAUCAGUAAACUAAAAUAUUUUUUAAAAUUCAAAACUUUUGCUUUAACUUAUUAAAAAAAAAUCACAAGAACCUCGAGUUGUUUAUGGUAUUUUCAAAACUAGUACAAAAUUUUUUCAAAAGUUUGUUUUAACAAAAUUCAGAUAUUUUUUCGGUAAUUUUCUAAUUUUAAAUAACUUUGAGAACUUCAAACGAUUUAGUGUCAGAAUUUUUUUGUUUUUUUGUUUUUCUGGAGAUAAGAUAUUUCGAAAAAAA